AUGUUAACGCUGGCAAUUUUUAAGCCACACUGCCUCAAAAAUCCUAUCGCCUAUAGAACGAUACAGCAGAUCAUAGUGGACAAUGGGUUGGAAAUUAUCGCCAGCAAGCGGAUGACAUUGUCUCAGGCCGAGGCGGAACAGUUUUACGACGAGCACCGAAACAAAUUUUUCUUUCGCCGUCUCGUGUCGCUAAUGACUAGUGGGCCCCUAGAAGUUGUGCUACUGUCGGGCGAUAAUGCUAUUCAGCGCUGGCGUGAUUUGAUGGGACCAACGAAGGUGCUUAAAACGGUCUACACACAUCCGCACUGCAUCAGGAGCAUGUUCGGUAUAACCGAUACGAGGAAUGCCACCCACGGAUCUGAUUCCGUAAACUCGGUUGCAGCAGAGCGAAAAUUUUUCUUUGGCUGAUUGCGAAUUGGAGCACGUCCUGUUGUUGUUUAUAGUUCUGCUGUAGCUAUUCAA
Messenger RNA from Anopheles bellator, 462 nucleotides. RefSeq names its product nucleoside diphosphate kinase 6 (gene nmdyn-D6). Gene Ontology annotation, biological process: CTP biosynthetic process; UTP biosynthetic process; negative regulation of oxidative stress-induced intrinsic apoptotic signaling pathway. Gene Ontology annotation, molecular function: nucleoside diphosphate kinase activity. The transcript is spliced from 3 exons. Lineage: Eukaryota; Metazoa; Arthropoda; Insecta; Diptera; Culicidae. The coding region runs from base 1 to 408 and encodes 135 amino acids. The record is from RefSeq and is a predicted model, not a curated record.